GUCACUGACAACUGACAGUGAGGCAACCUUGAAAACAACGUAGUCAGAAUGUUCUAGGUCAUAUUUUGAGUAAAGAAACACAAGGAAUCUUUCACUACAAAUUAUGGUACACAAUUUGCUUGGUGUGAAAGGGCAACAAUUAUUUAGGUCAGAAUCUGACUGAGAAUUUUUAACAUGAAUGUAACAACAACAGAUGAAGAAUGGGCAGAUCAGGAAAUAAUGCAACAUAUCCUGGAACAAAGUCUGCUAGAUGCCUGUGCACAGGAUCCUUGUUUGCAUUCUGUUGAAGCAGAAUUGGAGGAUUUCAGGUUCUUACCAAGUAAAGAAAACAGGAAGGUUGUCGAAGCAAUAAAAACAGGUCAGGAAGCAGAUGUGCAACAACUGUCCACUCAUUCCUUUGCAUUUACUGAAGUUGAUGAAAGAGGUUGGCUUCCUCUGCACGAAGCCGCUGCACAAUUAAAUCAGGCAAUUCUUGGAGCUACGUUCAAAGCUUCUCAUCCUAGAACAUGGGAGCAGAAAACUCUGAAGGGUGAAACCCCUCUCUUUCUGGCGGUUCAGUUGAAUCUUAAAGAAAAUGUGCAGUAUUUACUUGAGAAAGGCUGUGAACCCAAUGCCAAGAAUGAAGAGGGUGAUUCUGUUUUAAUAACUGGUGCUGAUGUCCUUUCUCAAGCCUCUGAUGGGGUGUCUGUGUUAUUUGAGGCUGCUGCAAUUGCAGACUCAGAAUGCCUGGCACUCCUAUUGGAAUAUGGGGCUGAUGCCAAUGUUCCUAAAAGUUCUGGUCACCUGCCAAUUCACAGGGCAUCAUACAAAGGGCAUUAUGAAUCAUUGAAGCAGUUGAUCCCAGUUACAGAUUACUCUGCUAUCAAAGAGAGUGGGAUAAGCCCAGUGCACUCUGCAGCAGCAGGUGGUCACCCAGAAUGUCUCAAGUUACUCCUGCAGUUCCAUUUUGAUGUUAAUUUCAUGCUCAGUCCGAGGCUUCGAAGAAGUUAUGAUGAUCACAGGAAAUCUGCUCUCUAUUUUGCUGUCUCAAAUAAUGAUGUCUGUUCUACUCGACUCCUCCUGGAGGCAGGAGCGCUACCAAACCAAGAUCCUAUCAACUGUCUUCAGGUAGCUCUGAGAAUGGGCAAUUAUAAACUUAUAAACUUGCUUCUUCGCCAUGGGUCCAAUGUAAACUACUAUUGCAGAGUGAACACAACUCACUUUCCAUCUGCUCUGCAAUAUGCAUUAAACGAUUAAGUCAUGUUGAGGAUGUUGUUCAGUUAUGGAUAUGAUAUCCAUCGAUGCUUUGAUUGCCCUCAUGAAAACAAAAUUCAUCCUCAAUUUUCUUCUGAAGGAUGGACACCAUCAGUCAUUAGAGACAACAUGUUUUGUGAAGUCAUUACUUUAAACUGGUUGAAGCAUCUAUCUGGAAAAGUGAUCCGUGUGAUGUUGGAUUAUAUGGCUCAUGUUUACUUCUGCUCUAAGCUGAAAGCCACGCUUGAACAACAAACUGAAUGGCCAGAGAUCAGGCAUAUCUUGAAAAAUCCACGUUCUUUGAUGCAUCUGUGUAGGCUGAAGAUCCGAAAAUGCAUGGGCCGGAUGAGAUUGAGGUGUCCGGUAUUUAUGACAUUUCUGUCUUUACCCAGUCGCCUUAAAGAUUACAUUCUCUUUAAAGAAUAUGAUCUUUAUAAUGAAAAAGGAACCUGUUAGAUUACUGAUAAUUCAAUUUUAUAUUUUUAAGGUAACUUCAAAAAUAUAUUGAUAACUUCACAGAUAUGUUUUGUGAGAAAUUUUAAAAUGUAGCAAGGUUAUUAUUUUGCUUCAAUCAAUUAAGUUAAAGACAACUAAAUAUUUAAUUGACAUUAUGAUUUAUUAUUUAAGUUUGAAUAUAAUUUAAAUUAAAAUAAGUGACAUGGGUCUGUUGCUUCAGUAUACUGAUUGUCACUGGCACGCGAGAAGAUGUCUAAAAUGAAGACAGCAAAGGGAAAGAAUGAGAAUAAAUUGAAGCUCAUUAUCAAACUGUUUGAGGCAACAGACAUUGAAAGUUCAUAAAGGACUGGCUUAUUUAUUUCAUAAAAGUAUUGGUUCUAUUUUUGGAUACUCCAUUGUGAAAUUCUGAAAUAUGUAUUUAGGCACAAUGGUUUUUAACAAUUAUUUAAUAAUAGAUAAAAACAAAUGAAAUAAGCUGUAGUUUCCAGUAUUUAACUUUUUAGGAUUUAUUAAUCAUUGAACAUUGGCUUGUACAUAUAUUUUCAAACUUUAGGUAGAAGCCAGUACAAUGCCAUUAAUCAAAAUAUAUUGGUACA
Chiloscyllium plagiosum (whitespotted bambooshark) is the source of this 2285-nucleotide messenger RNA. RefSeq names its product ankyrin repeat and SOCS box containing 14a (gene asb14a). Gene Ontology annotation, cellular component: cytoplasm. Gene Ontology annotation, biological process: intracellular signal transduction. The record is from RefSeq and is a predicted model, not a curated record. NCBI's taxonomy places the organism in Eukaryota, Metazoa, Chordata, Chondrichthyes, Orectolobiformes, Hemiscylliidae. Gene Ontology annotation, molecular function: protein binding.